CCAUCAGUGGUAGCGAGGGCGCCACAUCGAUGGGAACCAUGACCGUAAAGCCACAGGACACCGCGAUGGCUUUAGGUGCAGCUUUGGGCUGUGACACUAGCAACACCGCCGCAAUGGUGGAGUGCAUACGCAGUAAGGACACGAACACCGUCUACUCUGCUUCAAGGUCCAGGGACAUCUCGGCCCCACCAGAUUCUAUUUACAAGUUUGUGCCAACCGUAGACGGCGUCUUCCUUCCUAAGACUCCUCAAGAGCUGCUCCUCGAAGGAAAUUUUGAGAGGCGGGACUACAUGUUGGGUAUUGUCAGCAGUGAGGGUUCGGUGUUGGGCACCUCCACACUCAACUCCAUUCACACUCAAGCGGACUUCGAAGCCGUGGCAGCUGACAAACUAAGAAUUUUCGAAGAGAAUGCUGCACGGGUGACCCAGACCGUGGUUAGCGAGUACGGUUCGGACGGUCACGGUAACCACGGCAUUUCUUACGCCGAGCGCGCCGCCAGGUUCUACGGUGACUGGCGGUUCGCCGUCCCGCCUAUUGAGGACGCCGCGGACUACUCCCGCUACCACGGGGGCACCUACUUCUACUACUUCGCCCCCCGGCCGUCCUUCUCCAGCAGACCCUCCUACAUCCAGGCGGCACAUGGGGACGAGAAGUACUUCCUGUUUGGGCCGGAGUAUAACGGAAAGACCGUGACGUCAGUGGAGGUGGAGCUCAGUACCCGGAUGAUGGUAUACUUUUCGAAUUUCAUGAAGACUGGAAACCCCAAUCGCCCAAACGCCGUACCGGUGACAUGGCCAGCCUACGACGAACUUGGCCGCCAAUAUCUGCAACUCGGCGGCAUGUCGCUCAGCAGUGUCACGUCCGACUUGUAUCCUAGACAGAGGUUCUUCUUGGGUCAAGUCAUCCCUGCCAUGAUUUCGCACAGUCACAAGGCAGCACCCGCCAUGACGCCAACGAAAGAACCUGCGACGACUGUUGACAGCCAUAGGAGUACCACGCCACCUGGCGGAAUUGCAGCGCUACUGCAGCAGCUCCAAGGGACCCAGUAUGCGUUGGUUGGCAUUAUCAUCGCCUUGGUUAUGGUUUUGUCCGGGUUAGUGUGUAUUGUAGGCAGGCGACUCGGAACCACAAAGAAGCUCGUCACAAAGUCGAGUGAUGAGAAGACAAUGUCUUACCACAAUGGAAAUAUUGACACCUCACUUUGAAGCCAUAUAAUAGGCUCGUUCACACUUACGAAUACGCAUACGCGGCGACAGGAUACGUAGGUAACAUUUCAAAGGUGAAAACCCUUUAGAUAUAAACAGAACACGUCUGGACAAUGUUCUGUAAAUCGUGACAAUGGUUAUAAGGAGAACUGUUUACAAGUCAGGGGCCUUCACCUUUGACAUAUUACCCACAAUUCCUGUCACCGCAUGCGUACUAGGAAUGCAUAGUUGAUGUAUUAUGGGUAAUAUGUCAAAGGUGAAUGCCCUUGAUACCUAAACAAAAUAUCUCUAGGGAUGUUAUGAAACACGGACUAGACAAGAACUGUUUAAAAAUAAGGGGCCUUCACCCUUUGACCCCGCGCUUCCGCAGUUCAAAUUGUGAACAUUUUCUGUAGAAUUUGGUCACAUCGUAAGCCACUGACCUGAUGUUCCAAAAAUACAUUUUUUUUCAAGGCUUUAUUCGUAAAACAAACAGUACAUUUGUAAAAAAAAACAGAGUAUCUAAGCUACUAUUGUACAUGGAGUAAUUCGAAGUACUAGUGUCCACUGUCGUAUAAGUAAGAGUACCUUUCUUUGGCACAAAUGGUAAAGCGCAUGGAAAAGGAAUCUUCGUCUAUAUAAGCAGUUCUCUCAUGUACUUAUACAGUAACAGGUUAUAUGUAUGACCACUAUACACCACAUGAUUGCCACAAUUGUCAUGGAAUAAUUAAUAGGAAUACAUUUGCUAUGUACGUGCAAUAGAAAUGUAGUGAUUGAAAUGGUAGUACGCUGACAUUCAUAGAAAUUCCUUCUUCUCAAUUUUGUUCAUUCAGAUCAGACAGUAGAAAUAAGUAUAUGUUUUAUUUCCCUUAGUCGUUAUUUUGUCUAAAAUUAUCCUUUCAAACAGAUUUGUGAUUAAAUAACCACUCAAUAAUA
Branchiostoma floridae (Florida lancelet) is the source of this 2120-nucleotide messenger RNA. RefSeq names its product acetylcholinesterase-like. Gene Ontology annotation, molecular function: acetylcholinesterase activity. The transcript has 6 exons. NCBI's taxonomy places the organism in Eukaryota, Metazoa, Chordata, Leptocardii, Amphioxiformes, Branchiostomatidae. Gene Ontology annotation, biological process: choline metabolic process; acetylcholine catabolic process. The coding region runs from base 30 to 1205 and encodes 391 amino acids. Gene Ontology annotation, cellular component: plasma membrane. The record is from RefSeq and is a predicted model, not a curated record.